AUGAUUGUUGGAUUUCUGAUGUUGCCAGAAUUGAUCAUAAGCAUCAUGCCUGAUGGUUUUCAACGGUUUGAUCCAGGUUACAAUGCGUACAUCUGUUAUCUUCACGUCCAAGCAGCUUUUAGAAACCCAGUUCUUCGAGUGUUUUGUCAAACACUGAUCGAUGAUCACGAAACACAAAGGAAAAGUGGAGCAAAGUGGAAACGUUCUCCCCAGGCCCGCGCCAAGUGGUUCAUCGCACUCACCUUGGCUCGCAAUCCACAACUUGCAGCUGAACGAAAACGUGCGAAGACUAUUUGUGUCACUGAAGAUAGCGACGUCAAAAUCGAUGUUGGUAAUGUUGGUAAUUAUGGGCCAGAUAAUACAGGAUUAAUACUAGAUGAGUAAACAAUGUAUAAUUUGUUUUUUCGAAUUUUGGUAAAUGUAGCGAUAGAACCGUAGAAAAACAAGUACAGUCCGUGAAACCCGUCUGUGAUCAGACCAGUUUUUCGUCUCUAAUAUUAUGAAUUUGGCUAAUUAUUAGAAAUCCUGUUUUAAUCCUAUUGGAAAACCGUCUUUACGUUAGUUUUGAGAGCACAC
This is a messenger RNA of Dendronephthya gigantea, 576 nucleotides long. Its product is annotated as receptor for retinol uptake stra6-like. Gene Ontology annotation, molecular function: retinol transmembrane transporter activity; signaling receptor activity. The transcript has 3 exons. Lineage: Eukaryota; Metazoa; Cnidaria; Anthozoa; Malacalcyonacea; Nephtheidae. Bases 1 to 384 code for a protein of 127 amino acids. The record is from RefSeq and is a predicted model, not a curated record.